GUGUGUCCGACGGCAGUGAGGCUUUCCUUCACCGUGUGCUGUGUUAUGCUGUGUGAGCACCACUGAUAAAAUCACGGGAACAAGACAGCAGCGUAGACUCUUUAAAGGGUCUCUUUGGCUACCUCCCCUGAUUGUGUUUCAGGUCCAAAUUUUCUUUCUGCCCCGCCUUGCUUGGUGGUAAGUGUUUUACUAAAAGUUAGCUAUGGCAGAAGAAUUACAAGAACUUCAGGAUCUUGUGGCCCAAUUAAGAGCUGAUAAUGAGAGACUUAGACAAGAACAGACUCAAAUUGUUAUUCCAGGUCCCAGUACAGCUCCUAUUUCUACCACCUUACCCUCUGGUGCACAGCAAUCUGCUGGUGCAAGUGCUCCAUCUACUGAGCGAUUUGUGUUUGUUCCCCGAGAUAGGAAGUGCCCAAAAUUUAGCGGGAGGCCCGGUAUUACCAUAAAUGAAUGGGUAGAGGAGGCACAAGCCUGUAUGCGGGUUCGCCAUUUGUCUAGAGCUGAUCAAGCAUUCUUUCUUUUUGAUCAUUUAGAGGGAGAAGCUCGGGAUGAGAUCAGGUAUCGGUCUGAGACAGAGAGGGGGGAUCCAGAUAAGAUAAUUCGGGCCUUAAAGGAAUUGUAUGGGUGUUCUUUGUCAUAUGUAGCAUUGCAACAGGCAUUUUUUUCCAGGAGGCAGCAGGAAGGAGAAACACUUUUAGAGUUCUCUAUUGCAUUGAUGGGCCUCUUGGAGGGGGUAAAACAGCAGUCGCCGCAUGCCAUACCAAAUGCAGAAGCUUUAUUGCGUGACCAGUUUGUCGAGCACGUGCUCGAUAUUGGUCUUUGUCGGGAACUAAAACAAUUAGUCCGCCGUGACCCUACCUCUUCCCUCUUAGAUGUUCGUAGCGAGGCAAUGCGCUGGGAGCGGGAGGGAAUGCCUGGGGGUGCGAGAGGGCGAAGUCAGUCUGUACCAGUGGCCUAUGGGGCCCAGUAUGCCAUACAGGGGGAGUCGCAGGUAGUUCGGUUGAGCUCCCCUCCCAAGUCGGAGCUAGCAGAGUUACGGGAAAUGUUGAAGUCACAACAAGAACAGUUAAACCAACUUACCCAAGGGUUGGCUCGCUUGCAGGUCCCUAAUUCAUAUAGCCGGUCCCCACGUCACAGUAAUAUAGUAUGUCGGAGGUGCCAACGGUCUGGCCAUUUUGCCCGAGAGUGUGAUGGAGAACGUGUUCUCCCUCACGCUCCAGCAGUGGGUACAUCUUCGACUGGGUCUGGGCAGUUUCGAUCUUCACAGCCGUCGGAAAACUAAUCCCCACCGGGCUGCGGAGUCACAGCGCGGAUGGGGAGUCAUUUGACUCAAAUGUUGUAAACUGUCUAAAUUCUGUCUCUCGUUUGGUGUCCUCCUGUCCUCAUCUUAAUGUGCUCAUCGGUGGUGUUCAAGUGCCAUGUUUAGUGGAUACCGGUUCCAUGGUGUCCACGAUCACCGAGAGUUGCUUUCACCAGUAUUUUGAACCAUGGGGGCAGGAUCGUCUUAGGUCGUGUCAAUGGUUGCAACUUACCGCUGCGAAUGGUCUUGCGAUUCCUUAUAUCGGGUAUAUGGAGCUCGAUGUCGAACUUUGUGGUAAAGUAGUACCGGAGUGUGGAGUGCUGGUUGUCCGAGAUCCUCCUGGUGGCGCCGGUGGACAUGUCCCGGGUGUUUUGGGGAUGAAUGUCCUUGGCCGGUGCUACCAGGAACUUUUUGGACAACAUGGUACAUCCCUUUUUGACUUACCGGUGGUGUCACAGGCCCCUAGCUCCGUCACAAAGGCAUUACAACAUUGUAGUAAGGUUAGUGUCCAGA
Messenger RNA from Cyprinus carpio (common carp), 1813 nucleotides. RefSeq lists its product as uncharacterized. NCBI's taxonomy places the organism in Eukaryota, Metazoa, Chordata, Actinopteri, Cypriniformes, Cyprinidae. The transcript has 2 exons. The record is from RefSeq and is a predicted model, not a curated record. The coding region runs from base 203 to 1282 and encodes 359 amino acids.